AUGGGAGGAGAGUGGCGUGCAGAGCGGCUUUUGUGCUCUUCCCAUGGUCGAAGCAGCAGCUGGAAGAUGAACAUGAUGACAAUAAGAGCACUCUGGACAACUAUAAACAACAAGCAACAUUGAAAAGGGAAGAAAAUCAAGCCAGAAAUCAAAAUAUUUUCCAUUUCCUGCAGAAAACCAUACAAAUCUGUUCCUCCUCCAGCAGCUGUUUGACAAAAGAGAGAAAAUUAAGAAAGAAUAAGAUUAUGCAGAACUUAAGGAUAAAUUAAAUGAGAGGGGAUGGGAGAUUAUAAUUCAGCAAAAGAAGGAAACAUCUGGAACUCUGUUGGGAGGAAAAGAUCAAUAGUAAAGCCACAUAGAAGAGACAGUAAUUCAGGCCUCUCCAUCUGAGGAAGAAAACGGCUUGAAUGAAAGCACCCUUAAACAAGGCAUUGUUCAUAUUUUUUACUUCCUCAAGAAUAUCAGUGGUGCAAAAGCUUCAUAAAUUUGCCUAUUGUGGGAAAAGCACACUUUGCAAAUCACAGCUGAUUAUGCACAAGAGGAGACGGAAAGCCACACAAAUUACCUGAAUGUGACAAAAACUAGGGUCACAAAAGCUCCCUUGUUGUUCAUGGAAGCACCUCCACAAAGGAGGGAAGCCACAAAAGUGCUCCCAAUGUGGUAAAUGCUUUAGUGAGCAUGGCAACAUGGUGCUACAUCAGAUAACUCACAGGAGGGAGAAAACAUAUGACUGUGCAGAUUGUGUGAAAGUUUCAUUAGAAAUUCCCAGGUCUUGAGACACUAAAGGACGCAAACAAAGGAAUAAAACCAUUUGAACAUCCUUUGUGUGGGAAAAGUUUCAGUGAAUUCCUUCCUGGUGAAGCACCUGAGGACUCCCACAAAAGAGAAACCCUUUGAAUGUCCUGAUUGUGGAAAAAAUAUAGUCACAAUUUGGGUCUCGUGAUGCAUCAGUAGAUUGACUCCAGGGAGAAACUCUAUGAGUAUCUAGAUUGUGGGGAAAUCAUAAUUAGAAAUUUCCAUCUCAAGAGACACCAAAGAACUCACACAGAAGAAAAACCAUUUGAAUGUCCUGAUUAUGGGAAAGUCACAAUUCUAGCAUGGUGAUACACCCGAAGACUCACAUACGUUGAAUGCCCUGAUUGUUGGAAAACUUUCAGUUAUGAUUCCAAUUUGUGAAAUACUAGAGGAAUCAUAAUUGAGAAAAAACCCAUUCAAUAUCCUGACUGUGGGAAAAGUUUCAAUCGUAAUUCCCACCUGGUAAUACAUCAGAGGAUUCACUCCAUGGAGAAACCUUGUAAGUGUAGAGAUUGUGGGAAAAGUUUCAUUAGAAAUUCCCACCUCUUGAGACAUAAGACCACGCACACAGAAGAGGGACCCUUUGAAUGUCCUGAGUGUGAGAAAAGCUUUAGUGAUAAUUCCAACCUGGUGAAACACCAGAAGACUCACACAAGAGAGAAACCCUUUGAAUGUUCUGACUGUGGGAAAUGUUACAGUCAGAAUUCCCAACUGGUCAUACACCAGAGGACUCACACAGGAGAAAAACCCUUUGAAUGUCCUAUUUGUGGAAAAGGUUUUAGUGAUAAUUCCAACCUGGUGAAACACCAGUGGACUCACACAGGAGACAAACCCUUUAACUGUCCUGAUUGUGGGAGAGGUUUCAGUCAGAAUUCCCACCUGGUGACACAUCAGAGGAUUCACACAGGAGAGAAACCCUUUGAAUGUCCUGAUUGUGGGAAAUGUUUUAGUCAGAGUUCCAUCCUGGUGACACACCAGAGGACUCACACAGGAGAGAAACCCUUUCAAUGUCCUAUCUGUGGGAAAAGCUUUAGUCGGAAUUCCCACCUGGUGAUACACCAGAGGACUCACACAGGAGAGAAACCCUUUGAAUGUCCUAUCUGUGGGAAAAGCUUUAGUUAUAAUACCAAUCUGUUGUCACACCAGAUGACUCACACAAGAGAGAAACCCUUUGUAUGUCCUGAUUGUGGGAAACAUUUCAGUCAGAAUUCCAAUCUGGUGACACACCAGAGGACUCACACAAGCUUUAGUGCUGAUUCUAAUCUGGUGAGACACAAGAGGACUCACACAGGAGAGAAACCCUUUGAAUGUCCUGAUUGA
Molecule: messenger RNA, 2115 nt
Organism: Thamnophis elegans (Western terrestrial garter snake)
Lineage: Eukaryota; Metazoa; Chordata; Lepidosauria; Squamata; Natricidae
Product: zinc finger protein 572-like
Exons: 3
Coding region: 1282-2115 (277 amino acids)
Biological process (GO): regulation of DNA-templated transcription
Molecular function (GO): RNA polymerase II cis-regulatory region sequence-specific DNA binding; DNA-binding transcription factor activity, RNA polymerase II-specific
Source: RefSeq, a predicted model, not a curated record